CUCCACAUCUGUCGUACCAAGCGUUGCCGUAAACGAAGUACAAAUAGACGGGACCAUGUUCGCAUCUUGUUUCAAGCCCAACGUAGCAUCUGCUUUAGGUCCCAAGUCCAACGUCGUCUUCUCCCGCUGCGCUCAGAUUUCGUCGAAGAGCAGUAUUCAGAUGGCUCGGUCUGCACUUGAUGAGAUGGCCGAUUCUGGUGCUUUUCUCAGAACGGCUUCCACAUUUCGUAAUUUUAUUUCGAGGGAUCCUAGUUCACAGUUUCCAGCAGAAUCUGGACGGUAUCAUCUUUAUAUAUCAUAUGCCUGUCCGUGGGCUUCCCGAUGUCUUGCGUACUUGAAGAUCAAAGGACUCGACAAGGACAUCAGUUUCACGUCAGUCAAACCUCGGUGGGAGAGAACAAAGGAAAGUGAUGAGCAUAUGGGAUGGGUUUUUCCUUCUUCAGAUACUGAGGAACCUGGAGCUGAACCAGAUCCUCUUAAUGGCGCAAAAAGUAUAAGAGAGCUUUACGAGUUAGCUAGUACCAAUUACUUGGGGAAGUUUACAGUCCCUGUUCUGUGGGAUAAGAAACUCAAAACAAUUGUAAGCAAUGAAAGCUCUGAGAUCAUUCGCAUGUUCAACACCGAGUUCAAUCACAUAGCAGAGAAUGCUGCUUUGGACCUAUAUCCUCCUCACUUGCAAACUCGUAUUGAUGAAACCAACGAAUGGAUAUAUGAUGCCAUCAAUAAUGGUGUCUACAAGUGUGGCUUUGCCAGGAAGCAGGGGCCUUAUGAUGAGGCUGUGAAGAAAUUGUUUGAUGCUCUGGACAAGUGUGAAGAAAUACUUGGCAAGCAAAGAUAUAUAUGUGGCAACACACUCUCUGAAACGGACGUUCGGUUGUUUGUCACCCUGAUAAGAUUUGAUGAGGUUUAUGUGGUUCAUUUCAAGUGCAACAAAAAACUGCUUCAUGAAUACCCGAAUCUGUUCAAUUACACCAAGGACAUUUUCCAAGUGCCCGGCAUGAGUAGCACUGUCAAUAUGGAGCACAUCAAGCAACAUUAUUACGGAAGCCAUCCGACUAUCAAUCCGUUCGGUAUCAUCCCUUUUGGCCCCAACAUCAACUACUCUUCCCCUCACGACAGAGAGAGAUUUUUCUAAUCAAUGUUUACCUCCUGUAUAGACCAUUAAGAUGUUGUGAUGUUAUUUGCAGUCUUACAGUGUCUUGAACACAAUCUAAUAAUGGGUCGGGGACGACCCGAGGCUUCAUAAGGUUUCGACAUAUGCGGUCCAAGCCUGUGCUGGAAUGCUCCGCGAUUUCCAUGCUUGUAUCAUGUACCUUAAGCUUGUUGUGUUUAUGUAUGUUGUGGUAUAGUACCAUGGUAAUGGUGCAGAAUUGGUGGAUUUUGUCAUAGUGGUAUCUUGAAUUAUAAUGUUGGUCAUAUUAGCUCCAUCUUGAUUCUUGAAUAAACAUUGGUUAUGCAUGAA
This is a messenger RNA of Syzygium oleosum, 1462 nucleotides long. RefSeq lists its product as uncharacterized. The record is from RefSeq and is a predicted model, not a curated record. Lineage: Eukaryota; Viridiplantae; Streptophyta; Magnoliopsida; Myrtales; Myrtaceae. Gene Ontology annotation, molecular function: glutathione transferase activity. Bases 56 to 1135 code for a protein of 359 amino acids. The transcript has 6 exons. Gene Ontology annotation, cellular component: cytoplasm.